Molecule: messenger RNA, 1381 nt
Organism: Zeugodacus cucurbitae (melon fly)
Lineage: Eukaryota; Metazoa; Arthropoda; Insecta; Diptera; Tephritidae
Product: alpha-tocopherol transfer protein-like
Exons: 3
Coding region: 298-1242 (314 amino acids)
Cellular component (GO): membrane
Molecular function (GO): phosphatidylinositol bisphosphate binding
Source: RefSeq, a predicted model, not a curated record
AUGGUCAAAAGCUUGCAAUUUGCAGCACAGUCAACACUUCAAGACGGCGGCAAACGCACAAAAGUGUAUAAAGUGUUACAGUGAGUGAGCGUUCAGAAGACACGAACAGUGCAGCUAAAUGAAAAUAAAAAGAGGAAGAUUUCUACACAACCACCGCAUUAAAUAAAUAGCUGCGCACCAGUGUCGUACGAUUUCAGUCGCUUCGCAGACAGCACAUCACACAUUAGCCGCCAAAAGCAGCAGCCAAAACUCAAACUCAAAUCCACGUAUCUUCAAAUACAAUCAACAAAUAGCAAAAUGGUGAUCUUACGCCCACUACCCGACGAUUUGGCUAAAACAGCCACCGAAGAGUUGAACGAGAAGCCCGACGACAAUGACUACUUUGUGAAUUCCCUGCGCGAAUGGGCUGAGAAGCAGCCACAUCUGCGCGCGCGCACUGACGAUCAAUUCCUGAUGGCCUUCCUGCGCGGCUCCAAGUUCAGCCUGGAGAAGGCGAAACAGAAAUUGGAAAACUUCUAUAUACUGCGCGCUGCCAUGCCGGAAAUCUUUCGCAAUCGCAAUUUGAGCGAGCCAAAAUACGAGGCGAUCGUUAAAUCGGGUGCUGCAGCUUUUUUGCCCGAACCCGUUGGUGAUGGCGGCCCACUGGUGAUACUGCUGCGCCCCAGCGAAUUCAAUAUGGAGCUACACUCGAUCAAUGAUGUGAUGAAAGUCGGCUCAAUGAUGAUUGAUAUACUUAUGCAGGAGAAUGAUCGUGUCUUCAUCGCUGGUUAUACGUUUAUCAUUGAUCUGGGUAAUAUCUCAAAAUCUGUGCUGAUGAAUUUCGAACCGGAAUUCGUGCGCAAGUUAACCAUACUGGUCAAUAAAGCGGCGCCCACACGCAUGAAGGGUUUCCAUUUCAUCAAUGUGCUGCCGAUUUUCGAAAAAUUAUUCGGUAUGGUGAAGAGUGUGAUUAGUGCAAAGCUGAAGGAUAGGUUCUAUGUGCAUGGCAACAAUUUCGAGGAUCUCUACAAACACGUACCCAAACAUGUGCUACCCAAGGAGUAUGGCGGUGAUUGUGAUGUGAAAAGCCUGGCUGCUGAUUGGUGGCAAAAACUGAAUGAUUAUCAAAAAUUCUUUGAGGAUGAGGAACAAUAUGGCGUGACUGAGGGUUAUGAAAAACUAAAACAAGUGAAACAACUGAUCGAGGAUACUAGUGUGUUGCAAGGCACCGACGGUUCUUUCCGCCAAUUGGAAUUCGAUUAAAGACUAUACGGCGCACUAUAUGCAGUAAUGACGGCCAACCAAAGUAAUUAGUAUCUAUAAUAUUUUAUAUUUUCUUUUUUAAUUUUACUUAUUUAAAAAACUGUUCGAAUGUUAGCAAUAAAAAAUUAUUAAAAAAAUA